GCGGUGACAGCGAGGUUAUGAAGUGUGCACGGCUUUGCGUGUCCAUCUACCGGCGCCCGCGACAUGAUACGAUACGCGUGUUCGUAAGUCAAUCAAUGCUAUAUGCGUUAGAUCGCUCCUCGAAUCCUGUGAGACGUGACCGUCCCGAGCGGCCGUACCAUCGUCUCAUUGCUGUUUGACGGGUAUCCGCACUUUCGCACAUGACCAUGUUACCGCGUCAACGCGACCUCACGCAUGUCGUCCCGAGCUUCGCUCAUAUAUAAAGCAAGCAUAGCAGCCGGAGAACCUCCGCUAAGCUCACGGUCCGUUCCUCGACAUCGCUGCGGCUCUGAAGACUUCUCUGUUGCAAAUACUCGUCGGACGUCGAGUAGCAACAUGACAAUUCUACCGACGAAGCUGGGCGUGAACGGCCUGCGCGGGACCGCGCUCGUCGCGAUGCUCACCUCGGUCUGCUCGACCGGCUUCUGCCUCUUCGGCUAUGACCAGGGCGUCAUGUCCGGCGUUGUCGUCUCCAAGUACUGGCUCGACCAGAUGGGCAACCCCAGCACGAUCAUGGUCAGCACGAUCACCGCGCUCUACGACAUUGGCGCGAUCGUCGGCGCGAUUGCGGCGGCGUUCACGACCGAGCCGCUCGGGCGGAAGAGGACGCUCAUCAUCGGCGCGACGAUAUUGCUCGCUGGGACCAUCCUGAUGGGUAGCUGCGUCGAAAGGAUCCAGAUGAUAGUCGCCAGGAUUCUGACCGGGAUAGGCGUCGGAUACAUUACUUCCGUGACGCCCGUGUACCAGAGCGAAGUGACGCUGCCGGAGCAUCGCGGGUGGCAGCUAUGCUGCCAGAUGUCUUCGAUGCUUUUCGGGCUGAUGAUCGCGUACUGGAUCAACUACGCGUUCUUCUUCUACGACGGACAAGUGCAGUGGCGCUUCCCGCUGCUGUUCCAAUGCGUCUUCGCGAUAUAUGUUAUUUUCGUGACGAUGUUCAUGCCCGAGACACCUCGAUGGCUGAUGCGGCAUGAGGCUAGCCCCGCGAGAGGUAUUGAGGUCCUGGCGAGGCUGAGGAAUUUACCCACCGACCACGAGAUCGUGGUUAAGGAGGCACAGGAGAUUUUAGAUGCGCUCGAGCUGGAGAGCAAGGAGGAGGGUACUUGGGGCGACCUGUUCAAGAGCGGCGGCAUCUCCGCGAACAGGCGGUUCUACCUCGCUCUCGGGAUUCAGUUCAUGCAGCAGCUGACGGGUAUCAAUAUCGUGACGUACUACGCCCCAACGCUCUUCGAGUCCAGUCUGGGUAUGUCGCAGCAAAUGGCGCUCUUCCUCGGGUGCUGGCUGCAAGUGUGGUACAUCAUCGCGUCUUUCGUUACGUGGUACACGAUCGACCGCGUCGGACGCCGCAAGCUGUGGCUCAUCUUCGCUGUAGGCCAGGCGGUCGUGCUCGUCCUUGAGGCCAUCUGUGUCGCAGUCGACACCCCAAGUGCGAGCAUCGCGGCAGUGUUCUUCGUGUUCUUGUACGAGGGAUUCUUCACCUGGGGAUGGAUGGGGACCGUGUGGGUCUACCCCGCUGAGAUCCUGCCUCUCAAGAUCCGCGCAAAGGGUGCUGCACUCGCCGCUGCAGCCGACUUCCUCGGCAACUUCCUGGUCGUCGAGAUAACCCCGCCUGCGCUGGACAACAUCAAGUGGCGAACGUACAUCAUCUUCGCGGUAUUCAACCUCGUCAUCGCCGCGAUCGUCUGGGCGUGCUACCCCGAGACGUCCGGCAUCCCGCUCGAGUCGAUCGACGAUAUGUUCCGCGCUGAGCGGAGCGAGACGUCGAGCGAGGUCGAAGCCGUUAAAGGAAGCUGGACGAGCGCCAUCCAGUGGAGUGCUGUGCCGAGAGCAGAUGCCGCUGUGCAGCGGGCCAGGGCAGAGAGGCGCACUAGGGCAAUUGGCUGCGGUGCAGUGGAGGAAGCCGCUAUUCCCAGUAGUAGCGCAUCUGAUACGGAUGAAAAGGCGGCGGAGGUGAUUGUGGAGGAUAGGGAGAAAGUGGCUGAGCAGAGAGUAGAGAACGUCAUGGCAUGAACACGUAGCCUCAUCGGAUUGUGAACGUUCUAGUUAACGUUGUGUCUGGGAGUUGUACAAUAGAUGCUUGUAUCAUCGGUCAAUGAAGGAGGGCUGCUUAUACCCAUUCUCAGAAUCAUUGAC
This is a messenger RNA of Fomitopsis serialis, 2169 nucleotides long. RefSeq lists its product as uncharacterized. Gene Ontology annotation, cellular component: membrane. Gene Ontology annotation, molecular function: carbohydrate:proton symporter activity. The coding region runs from base 235 to 2046 and encodes 603 amino acids. The transcript has 10 exons. Gene Ontology annotation, biological process: transmembrane transport; carbohydrate transport. Lineage: Eukaryota; Fungi; Basidiomycota; Agaricomycetes; Polyporales; Fomitopsidaceae. The record is from RefSeq and is a predicted model, not a curated record.